Debaryomyces hansenii CBS767 is the source of this 2187-nucleotide messenger RNA. RefSeq names its product DEHA2F09592p. Gene Ontology annotation, biological process: regulation of DNA-templated transcription; DNA-templated transcription. Bases 1 to 2187 code for a protein of 728 amino acids. Lineage: Eukaryota; Fungi; Ascomycota; Pichiomycetes; Serinales; Debaryomycetaceae. Gene Ontology annotation, molecular function: DNA binding; DNA-binding transcription factor activity, RNA polymerase II-specific; zinc ion binding. The transcript has a single exon. The record is from RefSeq and is a predicted model, not a curated record.
AUGGAGUUAUUUACUAAAGACGACUUCAAUCAAAUAGGUGGGAUACAGAAGAAAAGAAGGCGACCCAUUAAACUGUGUUCGCGUUGUAGAGAGAGGAAGAGUAAAUGCGAUAUGAAAAAGCCGAUUUGUACAAGUUGCCUAGUAAAAGGACUUGAGUCUUGUAAAUAUGAAGAGUCAUCAUCAUACUCUGUGAAAAUAGAUAGUAAUGAAGUUGACCUUCUUAAGAAAGAAAAUGAACGUUUAUUACUGACAAUCAAACAAUUGAGGGGCCAAAUAAACACAGUCUAUCCAAGCCCAAUACCGGACAGCAGCAAUGAGAUUGAGGCAGAUAAAUACCGAAUAGUUUUCUCCAAGCCCAACCGGACAAUGUUUUGUGGCCCUACUUCAUUUAGAAUUGUCUUUCAAAAUCAGUUAGUUUGGAAUUACUAUAUGUCGAUCAAAAACUCCCUCAAAUCCCAGAGAAAUGAUUGGAAACUUAAGAAUAGACCGAAACCCGUAAUUUUUGAUAACCUUUAUUCUACAUCAAAUGGACUUUUAGCUGAUCUUCAAAGAUUUCUCCCUCAAUAUUCGGUUCUACUAGAAUAUUUAUUGCAAUUUUUUGAUGGAUUUUGGUACAAAUAUUUACCUAUAGUUGAUCGGGAUGAUAUUUUGCAAAUAUUUAAAGUGCAAUUCAAACAAUCAGACAAUGAUCUGAAUAUAGAAAUACUAUCGCCGCAAAACUCAGUUGAGUUUGCAAAUAUUGCGGUAAUAAUAACUAUCUUGAAAUACUCAGUAAAUUCAGAAGCUUGCCUGCCUGGUAUGGUGUCUAAUAAAUUUAAGGAUGAACAUGAUAUUCUACUAAAAUUUGCGACAAAGCUAUUAGCUAAGGCAGACUAUUUGGAAAAGGCUUCAUUACCAUCGCUACAAGCCGUAUUCAUGCUACGUAUUUUUAAAAAGUUUAACUUCAAAGAUGGAGAUGGAGGUGACGGCAGUAAUGGGAAUAUACUUUUUGCGAUUUGUUUAGAAAUGGGAUUUACAUUAGGCUUGAACCAAAAUGUUGAUACCCUUUAUAAUCGAGAAUCAGCGAAGUACAGGACUGUUUUGAAGAAUCUUUGGAAAUAUUUGCUAUACUUUGAUACCAUCAAUUCAUUUGACCUUGGUGUACCACUACAUAUUUCUGAUAAUAAUGUGAGGAAGGAUUUAUUAGAUCUUGAUGAUAUAUUUAUCAAAACCAUACUCAAGAAGAGAGAAAUAAUGGAUGUAUUCUUAUCCCCAAAAAUGAGUCAUGAUGGUAUUGGAAAUGUAAUAAAUGAAAUUAGAAACUUCAUAAACCAAAAUUUUAAAACCGUAUUUGAGUUGAUUAAGGACUUCGAAAAUUCAUCUAAUUUAGAAGAUUCUUAUAAAAUUAUACAUCAAUUCGUUCUAUCAAUCUCCUUGAUUGGAAUGAUACAGCACGGAUGCUUACUAUUAUAUAAUGAAUUGAGAGAUAGUAGUAGUAAGUUGGGAACUCGAUCUCACAAUUUGGCAAUGAAGUAUACUAUUUUAAUGAUAAUAUCAACUGUUGAACUUACGAAGAGAAUAUAUCUAUCAAGUAUGGAGUUGCUUUCAAUUCCCAGUACAAAUCAAAUUCACUUUUUUAUUGCGGGAAUGCAAAACCAGUGGUUUAGCAGAGCAUUUCUAUUUUACUUUUUUUCAUUACUUACUUACGUUAAAUCACUGAAAAAUCAGGGAACAAGAAAUAUAACAGACAGUCAUAUUGUUUUGAGAUUAUCUGAACUCGCAGACCUUUAUAACGACGUUGAUAAUAUUCAUGACGAUGGAUUUACAGAAACGAAAACCUUGGUUUCAUUAAAUAUAAUAGUAAGUCGCUACAUGAAUAUGCGAAUUUUCCUAGAAACAAAUGGCGGCGAAAGAGAGCAAAAGAAACUCGUAACUAAAAUUCAUAAUUAUGGCUUGUUCAUAAUGAAUGCAUCAUUAUGCCAUUUCAAGCAGUUGAUAGCACAGGAUAAUGAUUUUAAAUCCAUAGUGCGUUUCAAUGAAGAUAAUUUGGACAUAGUUUAUGAUUCGAUACAAGAUUCGUUUCCAAGUCAGUUGUAUGUCACUCAGAAUUUCAGUUCGGUUCCAAAUUUAGAUAUUUUCGAUGAAAUCGAGCUUAAUGGAACGGUUGAAAACUUCAACAAAGAUAUCUACGACUUUUUGCUGAUAUAG